This is a messenger RNA of Cavenderia fasciculata, 741 nucleotides long. RefSeq lists its product as uncharacterized. The transcript is spliced from 2 exons. NCBI's taxonomy places the organism in Eukaryota, Evosea, Eumycetozoa, Acytosteliales, Cavenderiaceae. The record is from RefSeq and is a predicted model, not a curated record. Bases 1 to 741 code for a protein of 246 amino acids.
AUGGAUAAACAAAAUCAAUAUGUAGAGAUGGGAUUUACAUCACCAUCAAUUUCAUCAUGGGAUAAUUGUUCAAUGGGAGAGACAGAAAGUACAGGAUGGGAAUUGAUUGCAUCACCAACUCCAUACCAACAAUCCAAUGCAGCACCUCUUCCACAACCAUAUCCAAUUAUUUUGACAACCAUUGAUUUGGAAGAACCAACUUUUAUGGCAAUCGCCACUACUCCAAUCCUUAUUCCCAAAGCUAGUUCUCCAAUUAAAUCAACAUUGAUUGAUACUACCACUACCACAACCAAUAAUAAUAAUAAUAAUAAUAAUAAUAUUACAACAAUUGUUAAUAAUAAUAGUAAGAGUGAAAUUAUGGUACCUGGAACACAAACAGCAAGUACUAUAGUACGCGGUACAACAACAACAACACCAUUCACAACCAGUAGAAUAUUCACAUCAUCCUCUAUGAUUGGUCGACUACAACAAAUUGAUACCUAUCGAUUCUGUCCAUCCAUCCUAUCAGCGACCGACAUUCAUUCACUACACCAAAGUUUAGAUAAAAUGUCCAAAGAUGUUAGUAAAUGUUGUGUAUAUUCAUCCAAAUCGAUAUCGAAACAAGUGAGUGACAUAUCAAAGCAAGUUCGAUUAUCAUCAAACCCUGGAGGAGGUGGUGGAGUUGCAAGCAGAAGAAACAGUCUUCAUCAUUCGCGUAGCAAUAGUAAUCUUUCAACAACAACUAUUGUUCCUGCUAUUUAA